Messenger RNA from Aspergillus saccharolyticus JOP 1030-1, 466 nucleotides. RefSeq lists its product as uncharacterized. The coding region runs from base 114 to 356 and encodes 80 amino acids. The record is from RefSeq and is a predicted model, not a curated record. The transcript has a single exon. Lineage: Eukaryota; Fungi; Ascomycota; Eurotiomycetes; Eurotiales; Aspergillaceae.
UAUCCGCUGCUGCUCAAAAACAAAACAAAAACAAAAAAAAACGUGGUUAAGGGGCAACCAAGCGAGACUCGGUGGGCCCCAAGCAGUGGUUUUUCUUCCCUUGAGUUCGAGUGAUGGAAAACGGGAAGCUGAGGGGUCCCCGAGACAUGCUCUGGAAGCAAAAUGCCGGUCAAAGAUUUUGUCUCUUAGCCAUAACUACUGGCUGGCAAUGCGCUACAUGGUUAUCCCGUGUCAUGAGGGGCGAGGGGCUCGCAGGAUCGAAUCUAUCUGUCCUUCAGCCCUUCUCCACUUUCCUUUCUUUUUUUUUUUUUUUUGUCUACUAUCAGUACGGAGUAGUUCCGUGCAGAGGAUUGUGACGAUAUGGAGAUCUUGGGGACCUUUCUCGUGCUUCCAGAUACCAACGAAAUCAUUGUUGCAGUUCCCACCACGAAUGCUAACUCCAUACUUUUGAGGAUCAAAGUCCCGC